AUGUAUUUAAAACACUCCACCGACUUACCUUCCGCCACGGGUGCAAUCCAAGGAGCCCCCGCGCCGUCAACCGCGCCUACGGUCGAGAAGGUGGUCCCGCUCCACCCCGGAGAGUUUCUCAUCAAACUCAAGGAAGACGCAGAGCUCGACGUCUGGAGGCACGUCAAGUGGGCCGAGGACAUCCACGGGAAGAGCUCCGCCGACAAGGGGAUCUACACCGGGCUCGAAGAAGUUCUGAAAUACUUGGGGCAGGAGGGGUACGUCGGCUCGUAUCACGAUGAUGUUCUGGAACAGAUCAGAAAGCACCCGGAUACCGAAUCUGUGGUUCCGUACCUGUACACGUGGAAUGUAACCGUGCCCGACGAAAAUGAGCUUGGUGAGACGAUUACCAAGGAUGUGCCAUUGUUCGGAAAUGGAAAGGUCGGCCAUGAAAAUGGGGACGAGAAAAAGAAGGAUACGGGAAAAGGAGAAGAGAAGAGUAAGGGAAAAGGAAAAAAGAAAGAAAAGCACAAAAAGCAGAAGGCAAAGAUUGAACAAGAGCGGAAGAAGAAGGAGGAAGAGGGGGAGCAGGAAGAAAAGAACAAGGACGAUGAUAUAGAGAAGGAGGAGAACAAGGCAGAAGAGAAGGAAGAGGAAGACGAACAAGGAGAUGAACAAGGAGAUGAGGAAGAAAAAGAAGAGAAAGAAGAAGAGAAAGAAGAAGAGAAAGAAGAAGAGAAAGAAGAAGAGAAAGAAGAAGAGAAAGAAGAAGAGAAAGAAGAAGAGAAAGAAGAAGAGAAAGAAGAAGAGAAAGAAGAAGAGAAAGAAGAAGAGAAAGAAGAAGAGAAAGAAGAAGAGAAAGAAGAAGAGAAAGAAGAAGAAGAAGAAGAAGAAGAGAAAGAAAAAGAGUAUGAGAAAAUGACUCCAGAGGAGAAGAAGAAGUUAGAAGAGGAGGUCAACAAAUACUUUAUGGGAGAAGAUGAAAAGGUGGAAGACGAAGAGUAUAAGAAAAUGACUGCAGAGGAGAGGCAGGCGAUAGAAGAGUUGGUCGACCAAUACUUUAUGUCGGAGGAUGAGAGGAAAGAGAGACAGAGGUGCCAUGAUAACGCAGAGGGAUUCAAAGACUUUUAUAUGUUGCUUGCUGCGUUUCCAAUUAUGACAUGCGUCAUCAUGUAG
Molecule: messenger RNA, 1155 nt
Organism: Clonostachys solani
Lineage: Eukaryota; Fungi; Ascomycota; Sordariomycetes; Hypocreales; Bionectriaceae
Source: the annotation of a GenBank genome assembly